AUGAAUCGUGACAGGGACCAGAGGGAACAUUGGGAUGAACACAUAAAUCGUGACAGGGAACAGAGAGAACAUUGGGAUGAACACAUAAAUCGUGACAAGGACCAGAGGGAACAUUUGGAUGAACACAUAAAUCGUGACAAGGACCAGAGGGAACAUUGGGAUGAACACAUAAAUCGUAACAAGGACCAGAGGGAACAUUGGAAUGAACACAUAAAUCGUGACAAGGACCAGAGGGAACAUUGGGAUGAACACAUGAAUCGUGACAGGGACCAGAGGGAACAUUGGGAUGAACACAUAAAUCGUGACAGGGAACAGAGAGAACAUUGGGAUGAACACAUGAAUCGUGACAGGGAACAGAGAGAACAUUGGGAUGAACACAUGAAUCGUGACAAGGACCAGAGGGAACAUUGGAAUGAACACAUAAAUCGUGACAGGGAACAGAGGGAGGAACAUUGUGGUGAACACAUAAGUAGUGACAGGGAACAGAGGGAACAUUGGGAUGAACACGUAAAUCGUGACAGGGAACAGAGAGAACAUUGGGGUAACCACAUGACUCAUGACAAUGGCCAGAGGGAACAUUGGGGUGAACACCUGAAUCAUGACAUGGACCAGAGGGAAUAUCGGUAUAAACACAGGAUUCAUGACAAGGACCAGAGAGAAUAG
Molecule: messenger RNA, 663 nt
Organism: Ylistrum balloti
Lineage: Eukaryota; Metazoa; Mollusca; Bivalvia; Pectinida; Pectinidae
Exons: 1
Coding region: 1-663 (220 amino acids)
Source: RefSeq, a predicted model, not a curated record